Strongylocentrotus purpuratus (purple sea urchin) is the source of this 3047-nucleotide messenger RNA. RefSeq names its product mitochondrial genome maintenance exonuclease 1 (gene mgme1). The coding region runs from base 67 to 1275 and encodes 402 amino acids. The record is from RefSeq and is a predicted model, not a curated record. The transcript is spliced from 7 exons. NCBI's taxonomy places the organism in Eukaryota, Metazoa, Echinodermata, Echinoidea, Camarodonta, Strongylocentrotidae. Gene Ontology annotation, molecular function: single-stranded DNA exodeoxyribonuclease activity. Gene Ontology annotation, cellular component: mitochondrion. Gene Ontology annotation, biological process: mitochondrial DNA replication.
UCGCUUGUGCUUGCCGGUGAGACUAGGCUGGCCAGGCUACAGAAGUACAGAUCGAUCAACCACUCCAUGAUCCAGGUCAUGGCACUCCGCACUAUGUCUACACUUCAAACAUCGAUGAGAUCUAUUACAGGACUCUGCAAACAGAAUAUCAGACAAGGUUUCCUUAGACCUGGCUGUGCCACCAUCUUUCCAAGAAACUGCACAGGAAAGUACCAAUCUCAUAUUGGACAGCUUCCAAGCAGGGUAACAUCAUGCAGAAAGAAACAAGUACCUGACUUCCAAGGAAUUGCCUAUAAAAAUACCCAACCGCUCAUGUCAUUUUCAAGGAACUUUCAGACUUCAAAAUCUCAUCAGCUACGUUACAUCCCAGAGCGUAGAAGUCAUACAACCUCAAAGAGUGGAAUAAUUGGUGGUUCAGAAGGAAAGGGAGGUGAUUUUCGGGAUACUCUUGAUGCCUUGGUUGCUGAAUCAAUCAAGGAAGAAGAUCUGGGACCAAUGAACAGUGAUGAGAUGGAUGAUGAGGAUGAGAUCUUCAUCAGCCAGUCAGGAAAGAUGCUCUUGUUUCCAUGGCGACUGGUAAAUACAAGCAGAGAAGGAUGCUCAGAUGAAGAGAGGGAGGUCAUAAGAAAAGACAAGACCAAAGUCCCUUCUGUGACCGCUAUCCUACAAAAGACCAUGUCUCCUGACAGUGCAGCAGCUCUUCUAAGGUGGGAAAGGUUCAUGAUCAAAAAGAUGGGAUUACCCGCUUUUCAGAAGUUGAAGAAAGAAAUGUUCAGCGAGGGUCAUCAACUCCAUGCAAACAUUGGACAUAUCUUACUCAACAAGCCUGAAGAAGUAGUCAUUGAGAAAGGAAUUGAAGGAUUCUGGAAGAGCAUCAAGGAGCGUCUUCCAGAGCUCGCUUCAGACUCCCCCAUCAUAGAAUGCCACACCAGGCAUCCGUAUCUUGGUUACCAUGGAUACGCAGACUGCGUCACCGAGUACAGAGGCAAGCCUUGUCUAGUUGAAUUCAAGACAUCUAGGAAACCCAAGAAGAGCCUCAGCAAGUGUUUUGAUAACCCAAUGCAAGUUGCAGCCUACCUAGGAGCACUCAACUUUGAUCCUAAAUAUCAAUUUCAGAUAAACCAAGCACUUCUGGUGAUAACCUACAAAGAUGGCUCCCCUGCUGACCUCCAUGUCAUGACCCCUGAACUGUGCGACCUCUACUGGAAUAAAUGGCUGAAGAGGCUACAGGAAUACAGGGAGAUGGAGGGGAGAAAGACAGCUGAACAACUUUAGUUAUGUAAUUUAUUUUGCACCAAAGCUCUGUGUCAGCAUAUAUGUCAUUCUUAUUGAUGGCUCUUUGGUCAGGUACAAGUCCGAAAGAGACAAGCUGCCCCAACUGCCUUUUCAUUCACGCCACUCUCUUCCCUCACUAAAUGUAAACAUAACCUGUGUUAACAAAUAAGCUUCAAAACAGUCACAUGGAAAUGAUAAUUUGAUUCUAAGGCAGGUUUUAAAGCUUGGCGGUUAUAUGGUCGGCAUAGAUAUUUACCAUUUAUAUUAACUUCAAAAUAAUAUUUAGCUCUAGCAUAGUCCCUAGUUUUUAGCCAUGAUUUAUGCUUCCUUUAGCUUUAAAUUUUUUUUUUUUUUUGCAUUUGUCAGUAUGCACAUAUAUAAUUAAAUACUUAAGAGUAUCAAAGGUGUCUCCUGUCUACUAAUCUGAAAGAUACUUGUAGUUUACACCACAAAAUUAUUUAAAAAAAGCUUCAACUUUAGAACAUGCUCUUGUUAGUAAGUAUUCAUUGCGAGUUAUUCCUUAUUGAUCAGUCAGUCGACUUGAGCUGAAGGGAGGCAUCUUACAGGUCUAUCAUGUCAAAUAUCUUUCAAGUUGCUAAGUCUCUUGUCGUGGAUAUCUUCUUUGUACUUUGUGUACAUUUUUGUUUUUGUAAACCCUUCACAAUCUAGCAAACGAUCAUUCAUUGAAACAAUGUUAAUUGAUGCUGCCCACUGAAUAUUUUCACAUUCUUUGUAAACUUCUAAACAACCCAUCAUUCUUUAGAACAGUGAUAAUUGGUGCUACCCAGUAUAGCUACCUUCUUGCCCAUUCAAGCUUUUUUUAAACUCCUUUUCAAAUACUUUUACCGGUGAACAUGUUACUGGUCUAGAUUAUAAAAAAAAUGAUAAUAUGGACUGCAUGACAUCAUUGCUUCUGCUUUGAACUGCUUAAUACUAUCAUUAGGAGCCAAUAGGCUCAAAUACUGUCAGGGUUGUUUCAUUUUAUGAGACUCCCAUUUGGAACCUCUCUACCCAAUUUAUUGGCUUAUCUUUAGUAGUUACUCAUCAGAGCAUCAUUGUCUCUAGUCACACUUACCACAUUUAAAAUGCAGGGUCUGUAUACUGUACAUUUGCAUUAUUUGCAAGUACAUGUACUUUUAUCAUAUAGUUUGAAGCUUAAUGUUUUCAAAGGAACAUGGCUGGAUGAAUUCAUAUAUGUAUAUCAGUACUUUUGCAGGAAUAUUAGAGACUGUUGCUACAAUAAUUAAGCACCCUCCCCUGUAUAACAGGAAUACAUUUUUGCUUUGAUAAAGAGAUGAAGAGUUGUUUAUUUUCACACAGAGUAUGGAUUUAUGCACUCAAAUUUUGUAAGGAACUGUUUAAAAAAAAAAAUCGAUUUGCAAUAAUGAUACAUGUAAUAAUUAUUCAGGGCCUAAAUUUUGUUUCUAUAACCAAAGUACUGAAGUAACUGAAAAAUCUGUUAUUACUUGAUAGCAACAAAGUACAAAACAACGAGAAAACGACUGUAUAUAUAUUAGAGAACAAAUAAUUUAAUAGAUAAUAGACACUCUGCAGAUAGAUAUUUACAGAACCUUGAAUGAAAAGGAGAUGAGAAUAGAGUAUGACUGAUAAAAUAUCAAAUGGAAUGUAUAUAUGUAUUUAGAAAAUUGUACAAGGCAGUGUUUUACAUUCAGUACUACAAUCAUUGAACAAAGGUAACUUAUUUUACAUUUAAAACUUAGGUAAUGUGAGCUGAAAUAUGUUUUGAUUAAAAUAUCUCAAAGCAGAAUAUA